This is a messenger RNA of Salmo salar (Atlantic salmon), 1923 nucleotides long. Lineage: Eukaryota; Metazoa; Chordata; Actinopteri; Salmoniformes; Salmonidae. The record is from RefSeq and is a predicted model, not a curated record.
GGAGUUAACUUUCCAAUACGCGUGUCUGCCACAGGGGGUAGAGUCUUCUCCAAUUUACCGUCGUCUCAGACAGUUCUGUGUAUAGCCAUAAGAUAUAGGCUGCCAUCAUGGACGACCAGGGACAUUAUAGUAAUAAUAGAAUCAAUUAUACCAAUUCAGGAGUUAAUCGGAGAACAAAUAGGCAGUCUGGAAAUAAUGCAUGGCAAGAGCCCGGGGAUUCCAAUCCUGAUGUCAAUGCUAACGCACCUGUCCACGCGAACACCGACCCACAAACACAGCAGGAUCCAACUCAGCCUCGACAUUCAGAUGGGUUCACCAUGAUACCACCCAUUGAAUCACGAAGGAGUAAACUACAAAUGAUGGGUCAGAAAGAAGAGGAGGAUUUACAGAGAUGGAAGGAAGCAAACAGACCUGGUCCUGUCCAGCUGGCACCAGAGAGGCUAGGUGGUGCUGUGUCAUUGGCUGAGGCCAGAGAGAGGCAGCUGUUGGAGUUACGCCGAUCUAAACUGCAGAAACAGCUGAGAAAAGAGGAGAUGGACCGGCAACGGAAACAGGCUGAGGAAGAGGAGAAUGACAGGAUGAAGGCUAAACAGCGGGAGAAGGCUGAGAGACUGGAGGAGAAGAGAGAACAGGAGGAGAGGCAGAGGAGAGAAGUUCUCCAACAGGACCACCUCAGGAAGACAAAGCAGUUCCUUCAGAGGGUGGAGAGGUCAGAUGCAGCUCCAGUGGCAGUGACUAGUGCCUCACACACAUCACCCUGGGCCAGAGCCCAGGAAUACAGGGCAGAGAGGAGAGAGGAGGAGAACACAGCUCUACAGCUGAAGAAGGAGGAACAGAGGAUGAAGAGUGAGGCUUUGGAGGAGAAAGAGAAUGAUCAAGAGGAGGAGAGGAGGAGAGAAUUGAGAAGGGGGAGAUCAGCUUUCCUCGACCGACUGCAGGGUGGGGCCACAGAGGUUGCAGGGGGGCAGGUUGAGCUACAGCGCCCUCCUGUGGCUAUGGAGGAGGACAGAAAAGACUGGCAGACCCAUAGCCAGACCUCCCGACCACAAGACACCUUUACAUCCCUGGAGCCUGACCCAGAACACAGCACCUCAGACUGGCGAGAGGAGACCAGUAAGACACACACGGAUAUCCAGACUUUGAGUGGGUUGUGAUGAAGCUUCAGAAUAGCUUCCCGUUCUGUGAGAGACCCUUUCUGGAGGACAUCGUCAUUCAGUGUAACGGAGACUAUCAACAGGCCUAUGACUUACUUAUCUAGUGUUGCAGAGACUACCAACAGGCAUGUGUGUUAGUCUAAUGACAACCCUUGUGUAUUAACUUUUAGUGCUGAAUCUUCCUCAUAUCUUCGUCUUGUACUAAUAAUAUUGUGAACCUUGAAAGUAAUAGUACAAUUGUGAAAAUAAUGAUAAUAUUGUGAAACUUUACAAUAUCUAUUAGAUCAAGUAAUGAUACCAUUGUGAAAGGUAAUAUCUUAGUAAUAAUAAUAGAGUGAAACUACUUAAUUUCUUCAGCUCCAUUGUGUCUGGUAUUGAUUUAGGAUGAUGUGUUUUUUACAAAUGAGUUGUAGGUCACUAGGAUGAGUCAGCAUCUUUAUAUCCAUUUGGCUUUUAACAAGCUCAUUGUGUUGUUAUGGAAACAUCUGUCCUGUUUUCAUUUUCUCUGUAUAAAGGCUAAUCACAAUAACAUGUUGGCUAUCCAUUACAAGGGUUUCUCAUCUGUAAGAUGGACAACAAUAGACCAUCUCCCUUGGUGUGUCCUAUUAGAUAAUAUAUUGGGUCUUUAUGUUCUGUGUCACCUCUGGUUUCACUGAGAUGUUUGACUUUUCACUUUGUAUUCUUCAGAUGUUUCCCUGAUUGAAUUAGUAUUGUAAAUGUUUGGGUCAGCUGUCCAGGGCUGUGUUUAAUAAAUCGUUGUUCAACACGA